This is a messenger RNA of Portunus trituberculatus (swimming crab), 3037 nucleotides long. RefSeq names its product retinol dehydrogenase 11-like. NCBI's taxonomy places the organism in Eukaryota, Metazoa, Arthropoda, Malacostraca, Decapoda, Portunidae. Gene Ontology annotation, cellular component: membrane. The record is from RefSeq and is a predicted model, not a curated record. The transcript has 17 exons. Bases 5 to 2035 code for a protein of 676 amino acids. Gene Ontology annotation, molecular function: glutamate-gated receptor activity.
CCCCAUGGUCGGAUUGUUUGACGCAAUGGCAAAACAGCUCGGUUAUUUCUGCUACCGGAUGGAGGCGUCACCAGAGAGAGUGUACGGAAAACCGCUACCCAAUGGUUCCUGGACGGGACUGAUGGGGAUGUUGCAGCGACGUGAAGCCAAUGUGACUGGGACACUACUUUCUGUCACAUGGCUCAGAGCACAGAUUGUGGACUUCAGCGAAUACUUGGACAUAGAUGAAUUCACAGCUCUGCACGCCCGGCCAGCUCUCACCUCUGAUGUAACAGGCUUGGUGCGACCUUUCACGUAUCAGACAUGGUUAUUGCUACUACUGAGCCUCAUCACCGCCUUCGUUGUGACUCUGAUCGUCCUGCAGAGACAUCAGAUCUUUGUCGCCUCAAGUAUGGAGCAGCAUCGGCGUAAUUGUGAAGCGGACUGGCGUAUAAGCUUGAAAGAAUCCUGGCUGUGGACGUGGUGUGGUCUCUUAGCGCAGAGUGUCCCUAAACAGCCGGAAGGACAGCUAGUGAGACUAGUGGUUGGUCAGUGGCUGGUCUUCUCCUUUGUCUUGACCAUUGUGUAUCGUUGCGUGCUCAAGGCGAUGCUAAUUCUUCCCCGCGUCCAUCUCCCUUUUGACAACCUCGAGCAACUGGUCCACACAGGAAUCCACGUAGCUGUCGGGGAAGGAACCAGCAUCCACGUAGAGAUAAUGCGAGCCGCCGACACGUCUAGCGUGGGCCAGCUGCGGGAUGUGGUGGUGCCUGUUCCUGCUAAGCAGACCAAACUCUACAACCUCAAAGUAAUGGAGGGACAUCUGGCAGGGAUGAGGACCAGAACUGUCGCAAACUUCAUAGUGAAUGAUGAUUUUGCAAUGGCUGGCGUGUGUCGGGCUUACAUUAUGUCCCGGGGCUUCUUCGGUCCCAACAUCCUGAGCAUCGCAUUCCCCAAAGGGUCACCGCUCAAGCCAAAGUUCGACUCCAUAAUCCUUGGCGGAAACCAGCCGUCAUGCUGCUCAUGUAGUUGCCAGUCAGUGUCUUUAAGCCAUAGCAGCAGGAUGGUCGGAACCGCAGCGGUCGUGAUGGCAGCGGUGCCUAUGGUCAUCGUUGCAAUUUUCGUUGUGUUCGGAUGGGUAUACCGCCUGCGUAGUGGACAAGCCAACACCUCUGUCAGUCUGAAGGGGAAGACGAUCAUCGUUACCGGGGCAUCGGCAGGUAUAGGGAAGGAAGCAGCGAGGGAUUUCGCCCGCCGAGGAGCUCGAGUCAUCAUGGCGUGCAGGAACCUGCAAAAGGCCUCGAAAGUUGCAAGUGAUAUCGAGGCCAGUACGGGGAGUAAGUCAGUAGUGGUAAGGGAACUGGACACUUCCUCGCUGUCUUCUGUCAGGAGCUUCGCCGCCAGGAUUCUUGCCGAAGAACGCAGAUUAGAUGUACUGGUCUUGAAUGCUGGUAUCGGAGGCCCAGCAGAGCGAGUGUUAACUUCAGAUAACCUGGAACUCACGAUGGCGACCAACCACUUUGGACACUUUCUUCUUGCUAACCUUCUUUUAGGGUUGUUGAAGGACAGCCAACCUAGCAGAGUGGUGGUAGUGGCCUCCAUGGCCCACAACGGUGUCAAAACGCUGGAUAUUGAGAACUUAAACUUCAAACAUGAAGGAAGUUUCAAGACAAUGAAAGCAUACAGUCAGACCAAGGCCUGCAACAUCCUCUUCGCCCGUCAGCUGGCAGCGAUGUUGAAGGAUUCUGGGGUUGUUGUGAACUCUCUGUGCCCAGGACUCGUGCUUACUGAAAUAUUUGAUAAGUCUAAUGGUUUGGUUUUAAAAUAUCUAUUGAACUUUGCGGCAAAUAUCGCAGGCAAGACGCCGGAGCAAGGCGCGCAAACCAUUAUCCAUCUGGCGGUGUCUGAGGAUACUGCCACAAUUAGCGGCGAGUUUUUCGAGAACUGUAAGGUGGCUAAAGUUGCUACUGACUUGGUGCUUGAUGAUGGCAUGGCCAAGAAGUUAUGGGAGGCCAGCGAGACCCUGGUUGGUCUUCAGCCUGAGGAACGACACUACUGACGGGCCUCGAUCCAAGUCAAGGCUCUCGCAAAUUAAUGCAGAUUAGGAGCUCCCUAGACUUGGGUUGAAAUAUCCUUAAAUUAGACAGAAUGCCCCCAUAUUUUACAAAUACCAAUUUCAAAUUGUUAUUCAAUAGAAAACUAUAUACAGCCCCAUGUAUUUUUUUUCUAACUUGAAGAGGUUUAUUUUCCAUCUCUAUACAGUAACAUAUUUUGGCAUUUGAAGCUUUGGCAUAAAUAAAAGAAUGCAAAGCACUUCUGUCUGUCAAAAGUUAAUUCUGUAGGAAUUAAGAAAGUAAAAAUGAAACCCUGUAUGAUGACUAAAAUUGAUCUUCAGUUAAAAUUUGACAAAACUUUGAGUAAUGAAAUAAUUAUGUAUGUAUGUAUAUAUAUAUAUAUAUAUAUAUAUAUAUAUAUAUAUAUAUAUAUAUAUAUAUAUAUAUAUAUAUAUAUAUAUAUAUAUAUGAGUAGCCAUACAGUAUGACCAGAAUUCCCAAGAUCCACGAAAAAGUCCCAGUCUGCAGACAGUCUCCAGAAAGUGGGAGCGCUAGAUUCCGCACGGAUGUAAAAGCUGCCACCAGGAAAGAAUGGGCCACGGACUUAUAUUGAUACUUUAUAGAAAGUAAUGUCAGCAUAGAGUCACGCAUUGUUUAUUUGAUCAUAAUGUAGUGGCCUUACAUAUAAUAUUGUGUAUUUUUAUUAUUAUGUUAUUGUUAUGUAAAUGUAUUUCCAUGUAACACGCAUCACGUGACUCCAUUGUUUCACAUUGCAUUGUGGGAGGUAUGCCAAGGUAGCUACGUAUUUUAUAAACAAUCAAUAUGUGACGUAGUCAGUCACUGGUGUCAGUCCAUCAAUGCAGGUGUAAUAAUUAUUCUCCCACGUGGAGGUAAAUUAUCUACCAGCCGUGCAACUCUGCUGUUCAUCAAAUCUAUAGUUAGGUAAGUCAUAAUAUUGCAUGUAUUAAAGUAAUGUAACCUAGUAAUUACAUGAUUAUAAACGAGUA